CUUACCUUUUAAAAACUUGGCAACACUGCGCACCGCAAGGUGUGGAACUGUUGGAUGACAUGCAAAAUAGUAAAUACGAAAUUAAAAAAUGGCCGCGACAUUGGCACCCGUUAUUCCUGACGCUGGAUUUUCUUUUGAAAAUUGCAAAAGGAAUGCGGAUUUGGUUAAGAAAGGGUUUCCUGCACCUACAGCUACAAAAACCGGGACUACCAUUGUCGGUAUAAUAUAUAAGGAUGGUGUUAUUUUGGGAGCAGAUACUCGCGCCACCGAAGAUACCACAGUUUCGGACAAGAACUGCAUGAAGAUUCAUUAUUUGGCACCCAAUAUGUACUGCUGUGGCGCCGGGACAGCUGCCGACACUGAGAAAACUAACGCAAUGAUUGCCUCCCAACUUGAAUUGCAUCGUCUCAAUACAAAUCGCACCGUCCCCAUUGUUACAGCCAACCAAAUGUUGAAGCAGUUUUUAUUUCGCUAUCAAGGACAUAUCGGGGCCGCUUUAAUCUUAGGGGGAGUGGAUAAUACAGGCCCACAUAUUUACAGCAUUUAUCCCCACGGAUCUACUGAUAAGUUACCUUACACUACCAUGGGCUCUGGCAGUUUGGCCGCUAUGGCUGUAUUUGAAUCACGUUGGCACAAAGAUCUAAGCGAGGAGGAAGGUAAACAACUAGUUCGAGAUGCAAUUGCUGCCGGUAUUUUUAAUGAUCUCGGUUCCGGCUCAAAUGUUGAUCUUUGUGUAAUUCGCAAGGGAUCUGUGGAUUUCUUAAGAACAUACGAUGAGGCAAAUAAAAAGGGGGUGCGUCAAGCCUCGUAUCGUUAUCCAAAAGGAACUACUGCAAUUUUAACUACAAAAACAAAAAAUAUUAUAGUAGAAGAUGUAUCUGUUCGUCCUAUUGAAGCUAUGGAUAUAUAAAGUUACUUUCCAUUGUUUAUUGGUAAAAAAAUAAUUUUUUGUAUAAAUUACUGUAUAAAAAAUUGCUACACUAAUUUUUAUGAACAAUAAAAUCCCAAGUAUCUCUCCA
Molecule: messenger RNA, 1019 nt
Organism: Photinus pyralis (common eastern firefly)
Lineage: Eukaryota; Metazoa; Arthropoda; Insecta; Coleoptera; Lampyridae
Product: proteasome subunit beta type-7-like
Exons: 3
Coding region: 89-910 (273 amino acids)
Cellular component (GO): proteasome core complex
Molecular function (GO): threonine-type endopeptidase activity
Source: RefSeq, a predicted model, not a curated record